AUGGAAAACAGGAAGAUUAGCAUGAUAAGUGAGUUGGCUCUCUCACAAGAUGACUAUACCAUUAAGGUAUGUGUCAUCCGUUUGUGGAGACAAACUUCAUGGAAUCAACAACUUCGUAUGAUUGACAUGAUAUUGAUGGAUGAAAUGGGCUCAAAAAUUGAAUGUAAUGUGGACAAACCAUUUGCAUCGCUUCAAGGAAAAUCUUUUGAAGAAUAUGGUGAUUACUACAUUCAUAAACCCACAUUAGGGUUAAAUGAAGGUGCUAUAAAGUUUGUUGACGGUCCACACAAACUCUAUUUCCAGUAUAACACGAAGGUAACUAAAUGCAUAGAUUUUUGCGGGCCACAGAAUUCUUUUGAUUUUGCAGACUUCCAACAACUUCAUGAUAAUGCAAUAAACCCAAAAAUUUCAUUUGAUGUUAUUGGAAACGUUUUCCGGUGUUUUCCAUUGGAACCUGCAAAGGAUAGACAGGAAAAGAAAAUCACAUUCAAAAUAGGACAUGAAGUUUUUGUUACCCUAUGGGGAAGGUAUGCUGAUGAAAUUAAUGCAUAUGUCUCUAAGCAUACCGGUCAUUUUGUAUUGCUUAUUCAAUGUGCUAAGUUGAAGCUUGUCCGAGAUCGUCCUUAUGUCAAUAACACCUACUUGGCCACAAAACUUUAUAUUGAAAGAACAUUGAGGAGAUAA
Messenger RNA from Lactuca virosa, 684 nucleotides. The record is from the annotation of a GenBank genome assembly. NCBI's taxonomy places the organism in Eukaryota, Viridiplantae, Streptophyta, Magnoliopsida, Asterales, Asteraceae.